GUAUCGAGACGAAACUGAAUACCAUGGUGCUUCUCCACUUCUCUCCCCUCUUAAGGAAAAAACCAAACAUGUCUUUUAAAAUCUGAGAGCCCCCUUUUUGGUCUCACUGAAAUAUAGAGAGAGAGCAGGUUGGGUUGGAUUGUAGGAUAUGGAGCCCCCAUCCUUCGUAUCGAAAGCGAGGACAGCCUUCCAUUCCGCCGCGGCUAAAGCGGAGCGAGUCCUCUCUGACUUGAAGCAGCCCGAUCGCCCAGAUUCCGAUAAGACGUCGCCGAGGAGUUUUGCCGAGGAUGAGGAGUCCAAGGGUUUACAUGAAUCAAAGGCUUCAAGGUGGAGACCUCCGAACAUAGGGACAAAGCAGGAAUGGCAGGACAGGAAGCAAGAAUGGCAGGAUAGGUUGAGGAAUAUUGGGAAAGGAAAGAAAGGAGUCGAGGAGACAGAGAAGGCUGAGUAUUCGUCCAUGGCGGUUCCUUAUUAUGACGAAAAUUUGUACAUUCUGAACAUGAAAAAUGAUAUGGAAGCAAAGGGGGCAGAUCUAAUACCCUCUGUUGAAAGCUUAGAUGCGGACAACAUAGUGAUUCCACCAUUAUCUGUUAUGAGGCAGUUGGCCACAGCUGUUGAGGCUGGAAAGAAGUCUAAAUCAAUGAAAGAUAUUUUGGGGUCAUCAGUAAAUUCCUCACCAGGCAGAGAGAGGGGAGGUCUGAGUCUCUCUGUAGUGAAGUCAUUGGUGCUUCGUGAAAAGGAUGAAAAGCUAUCUGAUUUUGGUCGUAAUGAGAAAGUCCUAUCGUUGAUUCACUCUCUAUUUGAUGCAGGUAGAUGCAUACGUGGUAAUAUGUGCAAGAUAUUCGCAGAGGGAAAUUUUUUAAGGCGGAAGUUCGAUUCUGGUACAGACGCGAUUGCCACGGCAUCUAUGCCAAAAGAUAUUCAUGGCGCUCCUCCUGAAAGCCUUGUUGUUAAGUUAGCUGAAGUCAUUGGGAGCUUCAGAACCCUUAAGAAAAUGACACUGUUUUGGUGUAGUGUUGUUUCCGAACUUAGAAGACUUUGGUCUGAAGAAACAUAUGUACCUAGCAUCCCUGUGGAUGAGAUUCCAGAUCUGAAUUCCUGCCUUUUGUACCAGCAGUUGCAAGUCAUCAAUUGUUGUGUUUCCAGGAAAAGGCGACGUGAGAUUGCCACCGAAACACUAGACUUUGUAAUUAGAGAAGCCAGUCCAAACGCUGAAGAAUCAUCUGUUCCUACAGACAAUGCUGCGGGCCCUAUUUUGUAUGCUCGAAUAAGCACUGGGGAACUAGUUCUCCGACUAGGUGCUAAUCGCCCAUAUAGUAACCUAAAAAUGUUGGAAACUGGUGAACCUAUGUAUACCCCUGUCACUCAGGAAGCCCCUUUACUUACUGAAGACCUAAUCAAGGAAACAGAGGAGUUUGUGCUUCGCACAGGAAGUGUUGGUGCUGGAUGUUCUCAACUCCUCUCUGACAUGCAGGCUUUCAAGGCAGCAAAUCCUGGUUGUGUCUUGGAAGAUUUUGUGAGAUGGCAUUCUCCUCCUGAUUGGACUGAGGCUGAGCCAGGUACCGAGGCUAUAUCUCUGGAAGGUAAUGAUGUAUCAUCCACAAGAGGCCAAUUAAGUAGCCGAAUGCAAAAAGCAGGAAAUCUCUGGCGUGAGCUAUGGGAUACAUCCAAACCAGUUCCUGCUGUAAAACAAGUACCCCUCUUUGAUGAGGACUUAGCUGUAGAAGGUAUUCUGGAUGGUUUUGAGGACAUAUCACCUUCUGAGCUUUUUGAGCAGCUGUUUAUUUCCUUGCUUGGUUUGGGGUUUCUAAUUGCUGAGACUAAAUUGUCCGAUAACAGCGAUUUUUCAAAGCUGUUCUAUGAAUGCAAGGACUUUGUAGUAUCCACUUGUCAAGGGAAAAUGUGGACAGAGAAGGUUGACGAGCUUUGUCAGGUAUUUGAAACAGUUGAGGCUAUGAUACUCAAUCCAGAGGAAGUCCUAAGAAUGAUGAAGCAGCCGGAAGAAGCCAUGACCCCUUCUUCUAAUGAACCGAAAAGGCGGUUCAGGCGGCUGACCCUCAACUUUGGAGGUAAAGAUAGACAGUUGAAAAAAUCAGCUUCUAAGGACCAAAAGAACUCACAAAGCCCCGGUAGCCAACCAUUUUCAAGUUUCUUUGACAACAAGUCGUCAUUAUUUUCAAAAAAGCCUCCUAAGCCUGAAAAUGCAUCCCCUGUUGAAAAAUCGUCACUUACAGAAGACAGUGAUUGGACAGUUGUUUAGAUAUAACACUUUUUAUUUUAUUUUUUCAUUAUUUUUAUUCGGUUACUUUGGUGGUAAAUGUAAAUUGUUUUACAAAACGAGCUAAUGGGGGUUUCCAUUAGCCACAUCCAAAAUUAAUUUCUUGUUUGAUUACAGAGGAAUGAAGAAUGAAAAAGAUUUUUUACUGGUA
This is a messenger RNA of Fragaria vesca subsp. vesca, 2429 nucleotides long. RefSeq lists its product as uncharacterized. The transcript is spliced from 14 exons. The coding region runs from base 149 to 2260 and encodes 703 amino acids. Lineage: Eukaryota; Viridiplantae; Streptophyta; Magnoliopsida; Rosales; Rosaceae. The record is from RefSeq and is a predicted model, not a curated record. Gene Ontology annotation, molecular function: GTPase activator activity. Gene Ontology annotation, biological process: positive regulation of GTPase activity.